CUUUACAAGAUUUUAGUUAUAAAAAACUAGUACUCUUUAAUAUACCAUAACUGACUAAUCCAUAAUAUGACUUAUUAGCGGAUAAACACAGUGCUUUUCUAUCAAUUUGGUUUCGUUUCAAAACUUGGCUUAGUACGCCAUUGACUUUCUUUUGGUUUUUAAGUCGACCUUUGCCUACUUUUGUCCCUUUUCAUUUGUCUUCUCUUCCAUAUUAUUGAGAUUAUCACUUUUUGUAAUUACUUAAUCAUGUGAAUUAGAUUAGUUAUGAGUUAGUUAGGUCGGUUAAGGCUAGCUUAGGUGAUUAUGAGUUGUAACCAGCUGGUAAAUCAUUUAUCCAGCUGGCAGUUAGUUAGAGUAGCAUAGUUACUCCUUUCAUUAUGUAUAUAUACUUGUAAGCUGUCACUUAAAUGAAUUGAGUUUCAUUUUGCAUUCAUCACAAAAUAUCUGCUCCUUUCUUCUUAUCUUUGUGCACAACUGUAUGUGUGUGUAGGUGUUUUUGCUUCCAUCUCCAUUGAGACUCCAUGGAAGCUUAAUGUUUGAGCUUGGAUAAUGCAGUAGCUUCUCAUUUUUACAUGAUAUCAGAGCAACAAGUCUAUAUACUCGAUCAAUUGCUCAAUUCUUUUUUUCCGCAAAUUGAAUUUCUUGAUAUUUUUUGUAUCGAAGCCCUAAUUUGCUCUUUCACCCAUUUAUUUAUGUAAAAACUGUUUGUGUAAGUUGUGAGGUGUCUUGAAUUAGCUCAAUAAGUGUUUGAUUGUUCAAAAUUGGUUUGUUGAGGUUGCAAUUUAGGUUUGAAGUGUUCUCAAGUUCGGAAUUUUUCUUCAUUUUUUAAUCAAGUAAGUAGAGUAUACUGCUAUGGCGGUUACUGAAGAAUCAUCAGAAAGGGUGAAUGGUGAUGCUAGUACAGUUGAUGUUGAUGCUAGUGCGGUUAGUGUUGAGGUUAUUAGUCCUCUUUACCUACACCCUUCCGAUAGCCCGGGUGCAAUGUUAGUACCAAUCCCCUUUAGUGGAAUUGGGUAUCGCUCAUGGAGGAGGAGUGUUUUGAGAUCCUUGUCGAUUAAAAACAAACUAGGUUUCAUUAAUGGUAAGUGCCCUAGACCUAGCCCUGAAGCACCUACUUACACACAAUGGGAGAGGUGUGACGAUAUAGUCAUUGCCUGGAUUUUAAAUUCCCUGUCCAAAGAAAUCGCAGAUAGUGUGGAAUAUGUUGUUGAUUUAGCAGAAUUAUGGGUUGAACUUGAGGACAGAUAUGAGCAGACUAAUGGUGCCAAAUUGUAUCAAAUUCAAAAGGAGAUUAAUGAUUUGUCACAAGGGUCACUCGACAUUACUGGAUACUAUACAAAGUUGAAAAAGCUAUGGGAGGAGCUGAGUAAUUUGAAUGCAAAGAGUCGAUGCACUUGCAACUGCACUUGUGGAGCAAAGGAGAGCAUGCAUAAGGCAGAGCAGGAUAGAAGGUUGAUUAAGUUUUUGAUGGGUUUGAAUGAGGUGUAUACAGUCAUGCGAGGGAGUACAUUGAUCAUGAAUCCCCUUCCUUCAUUAGCACAAGCUUUUCCCAUACUUGGACAAGAUGAGAAAUAAAGGGAAAUUAGACCCUCCAAUCAGCUCAACAUGGAAUCAGCUUCUUUUGUUGCAGGAACCAACAGAUCUGGAAAUUAUAAAACCAAAUUUUCUCCAAAUAAUCAACAUCACAGCUCCAGUAACUCUCGUUUGUUUUGUGACUUUUGCAAAAGGCCUGGUCACAUCAUGGAUAGGUGCUAUAAGUUGCAUGGAUAUCCACCAAACAACAACAAUACUCAAGGUAACUCAAACCAUCCAAACCAGUCUUACAACGGUCCACAUAACUCAUCAAAUAAUCCCAUUCCAAAUAGAAGUUUCAACCAAAAUUCUAAUUAUAAUCGAAACCUCAACAUUCACAGUCCAAAUAGAAACUACAACUAUAACAAUAACUCAUGGUGUAAUCAGAAUCAAAGGUACAAUAGAGGAAACAACAAUAGGACAGUGGCCAAUGUGCAUUGUUUAAGUGAUAACAUGUCUAUGAAAAGGUCUAAAGAAGAUCACAGACCUGAAGAAUUGUACAACUUAUCUUUGACUAAAGGGCAACUCAGUUAUGUGAAGCAGGUCUUACAGAAGUUCAAUAAUAGUGGAGAAAACUCUCAACUCUAUGAUAUUCCUGGUGGUACUGGCAGCUUUGCAAGUACUAUAUUUUGCACCUUCUCUAUUGACUUUGGUAAAUUGUCUUGUGAAUGUUUCAAAAACAAGUUUGAUUUAUGGAUUCUAGAAUCAGGAGCAUCAAACAAUAUGACUUUCAACCGUUCCUUGUUAGAUAAGAUUACCACACUACCUCAUCCUAUUUUAUUUGUACUUCCAAAUGGACAUAAAGUCAAGGUGACACAAAUUGGUAGUGUGGUACUUGGACCUUGAAUCACCCUAGAAAAGGGCCCUUCAAUGAAGAUCCCUCUGGUCAUUGGUAGGGCAUGGCAUCUAUUUCUUGUGUCCCAGAUGUUUGAAGAACAACAGUGUCAGGUCAAAUGAGCUUGGAUCUGAUGUCUUCCCUUCUUUUUGCAGUAAUUGUAGUUUUCAAAGUUGUCAGUCUCAUGCUUUUGUAAAUAGUCCAUUUAAAUCCAUUCAGUAUGAUCACCAUGUUGUAAAUACUUAUCAUGAUAAUGGAAAUAAAGCUGUUCUUCUUGCUA
Lycium barbarum (goji berry) is the source of this 2687-nucleotide messenger RNA. RefSeq lists its product as uncharacterized. Lineage: Eukaryota; Viridiplantae; Streptophyta; Magnoliopsida; Solanales; Solanaceae. The transcript is spliced from 2 exons. The record is from RefSeq and is a predicted model, not a curated record. The coding region runs from base 1606 to 2418 and encodes 270 amino acids.